AUGGCUUCCCUAAAUGAAAACUCCGUCCCUGAUUUGGUCAAGGUAGAUGUUGACCGUUCCGAGAAGCCCGUGAAGAAUGAUGCUCGCGAAGCUGCAGAACGCGGACAGAUUGCGACCGAUAAAUACGGGAAUCCCCUCGUAGAACUCGACCGAGCUGCUGAGCGCAGGCUGCGCACGAAAAUCGAUUUCUAUAUCGUGCCAACAGUGGCAUUGCUGUAUUUAUUUUGCUUUAUUGACCGGGCUAAUAUUGGAAAUGCAAGACUUGCCGGGCUUGAAAGCGAUCUCCAGCUAAAGGGCUACGAUUACAAUGCCGUCCUCAGCAUCUUUUAUGUCUCGUACAUUAUUUUCGAGAUUCCGUCCAACAUGCUCUGCAAAUGGAUUGGCCCAGGAUGGUAUCUUCCGGCAAUCAGCCUUGCCUUUGGGAUCUGCUCCAUUGCCACGGCAUUUGUUGACAGUAUGGCCGCUGUCUGCGGAGUCCGCUUCUUGCUUGGUGUUUUUGAAGCAGGUAUGCUUCCUGGAGUCGCAUACUACAUGUCCAGAUGGUACAGAAGAAGCGAGCUCGCAUUUCGUCUAUCGCUUUACAUUGUCAUGUCGCCAUUGGCCGGCUGUUUCGGCGGGCUACUUGCCUCCGGAAUCCUGAAACUUGCCAGAUUUGGAAGUCUACACGAGUGGCGUAUGAUUUUCGCCAUCGAAGGUAUCAUCACAAUUGGCCUGUCGCUUAUCAGCUUCUUCACAUUGACCGAUCGCCCGGAAACCGCCGCAUGGCUUACAAAAGAAGAAAAAGAGCUAGCCAUUGCGCGUGUAAAAUCUGAGCGGGUGGGCACCACCGAGGUUUUGGACAAAGUUGACCGGACCAGAAUGAUGAAAGGCUUAUUCAGCCCGGUCACAAUGGCAACAUCUUUUAUAUUCCUCCUGAACAACAUCACAGUUCAGGGGCUGGCAUUUUUCCUACCCACCAUCAUUCGCGCCAUCUACCCGAACCAUAGCGUUGUGCAACAACAGUUGCAGACUGUCCCCCCCUAUGUCGUGGGGGCUUUCUUCACAGUCUUCAUCCCGCUCCUUAGCUGGCGCUUUGAUAGACGCAAUAUUUUUAUGAUCGUUGCAGGCCCUCUGGUCAUGGUCGGCUACAUAAUGUUCCUUGCCUCAAGUAAUGCCCGAGUCCGCUAUGGGGCCACGUUUCUGAUCACCAGCGGAGCUUUCUCUUUCGGCGCGCUCUGCAACGCGCAGGUGUCUGCAAACGUAGUAUCAGACACAGCUCGAUCGGCGGCGAUCGGCAUGAACGUGAUGUUUGGCAACAUCGGCGGCUUGAUCUCAACCUGGGCUUUUCUCCCUCACGACCGGCCAGAUUACCAUAUCGGCAAUGGGCUCAAUUUGGCUACGAACGGAGCAAUGCUUAUUGUAGCGAUCCUGCUGCAGAUUUGGGCAAAGAUGGAUAACAAGAAGAGGAAGGGUAGGGAUGUCGAUGCCGAGCUGGCCGGCCUGGACCAGAAAGCGGUUCAGAACCUCGACUGGCAGCAUCCGGCAUUCCGAUGGACGCUGUGA
This is a messenger RNA of Coccidioides posadasii C735 delta SOWgp, 1542 nucleotides long. RefSeq lists its product as uncharacterized. Gene Ontology annotation, cellular component: membrane. Gene Ontology annotation, molecular function: transmembrane transporter activity. Gene Ontology annotation, biological process: transmembrane transport. NCBI's taxonomy places the organism in Eukaryota, Fungi, Ascomycota, Eurotiomycetes, Onygenales, Onygenaceae. The record is from RefSeq and is a predicted model, not a curated record.